GCGGAAGUGAAGCAACAAAACACUAUGCAUUUGCAGCCCCCAGACUCGAGAAGAUGUCUCAUGUCGUUAAGAAAAGAAAAUUGGACAAAACCCGGCAGGAGAGACUGUACUUUGACAGCUAUACCGAUGUGACCAUCCAUGAGGAAAUGAUAGCGGACCACGUGCGGACCAACACGUACCGGAUGGCCAUACUGAGGAACAGUGAGUCCAUACGAGGAAAAGUGGUUCUGGACGUCGGCGCAGGAACCGGCGUGUUGAGCAUUUUCUGUGUCCAAGCCGGUGCUAAGAAAGUCUACGCCGUAGAAGCGUGUUCUAUCGCCGAGCAAGCGGUGAAAAUAGUGAAGCAGAACAAUAUGGAGGACAGAAUUGAAGUCAUACGAGGCACGGUGGAGACGGUGGACCUACCGGAGAUGGUGGAGGUGAUAGUGAGCGAGUGGAUGGGCUAUGCCCUUCUGCACGAGUCCAUGCUCAACUCGGUCCUCUACGCGCGCGACAAGUGGCUGAAGCCGGGCGGCGUCAUCCUGCCCAGCAAAGCCGAGCUCUACAUUGCGCCCAUCAGCGACCCGGUGGUGGAGGACCGCUUACACUUCUGGUACACCGUCAAAGACCAGUACGGCGUGGACAUGUCCUGCAUGUCCGAAUUUGCCGGCCGGUGCAUCAUGAACUCCGACAUCACCGUGAACUCGGUGACCGUCGAGGACGUGCUCUCCCACCCGGCCCGCUUCGCGGAGCUUGACCUGCACUCGGUCACCACGGAGCAGCUGCGGUCGGUGAAGGGCGAAUUCCGGUGCGAGUCGUUCGGCUCGGCGGCGGUGAACGCGUUCUGCGUCUACUUCACGGUGACUUUCCCAUGCCCGGACAAGCCGCAGCCGCUCGUGCUCUCCACGUCGCCGUUCAAGCCGGAGACUCACUGGAAGCAGGCGGUGCUGUACCUCGACGCUCCGGUGGACGUGGUGCAGGACACGGUGGUCACCGGAGAGAUCAGCAUGUUCCCCUCGGAGGAAAGCGCCCGACACAUAUGCAUCCACGUGGACUACACGAUAGGAGAGCACAAAAGACAGUCCAAGACCUUUUCCAUCCCCGACUGGAGCAGUGAAGCCCAGUCCUAGUGUGGCAUCAACAUGCAGUGUCAGAGUGUAAUCACCAGGCAGCACACUCAAAGGCCUUGUCUCAUUAUCCGUCACAGAGAUGCUCACUGUGGUUUGGAGGGAGCAGAGCGAUGACUGUUCUGACCUAAACAUCUAUGAGGUCUCAUUCGGCCAAAUGCAUGAAGGGCCCUCAGCUGACACCUCUGCAUACACACGCUUGUGAAGGUUUAUGCUUGUUUUUACAUAAUAAAUCAUUUGAGAGAGCAUUUGAAACAAUAUUUGGCCAUCACAAUAGGCAUAAAGUCUCCUCCGGACUAAUGAACAGUUUUAGGUGUGUGUGUUUGCUGCUGUGUAAAGCCGAGUGCAGGCAGGUUUCAUCUGAGGUUUUACAAGUUGUUGAAUAAAUUCAAUGCCAUGCUGCAGAUGUCUGAUAUUCUAAUCCAUUUAAUCAUGCAUAUUGUGCGGAAUCUGAUGUAAAUGUUGCAUUCAAAUGAGGAUCAGAGCGAUAUAUUGACUUGGACUGGCUGCAGUCAGGCAGGAGGUGUUUUUACAUUGGCUGGUUUUCACUUUUUCAUAACAGAACUAAAUUGGCUCAUUAUUUCUGGUUAGGACACACACUCACCGAUUGCCAGAAACAACUGACUUUAUCCAAAGUUGUAAUUGUGAUGCAGCAUUCUGCUAAAUAGCAAAGACUAUAAUAUACAAAGUAUUUCCUUCCUGAGCAUCUCUUGCUGUCUCCAACGGACUGAGUUGUGAAAAUAUAAAAGUUUUUAAUAUCAGCUACAAUCAUUUACCCUUGAUUGUUGCUGAUGUUAAAAACUUUCAUAUUUUAAUAAAAGAUAAUAGUUUGAUGGCCUAUUUUACAGAUUUGUCGCUCAUCAUUCAUUGAACACCAGUGGCGGGUCGUGCAUUUUAUACCUGGGCCUUCACUGCUGUCCUGAACAAUAUGUGCUUUCAUGUCAGAGUCAAAACAC
Messenger RNA from Anarrhichthys ocellatus (wolf-eel), 2062 nucleotides. It is a transcript of the gene prmt6, whose product is annotated as protein arginine methyltransferase 6. Gene Ontology annotation, biological process: chromatin remodeling; peptidyl-arginine methylation, to asymmetrical-dimethyl arginine. The coding region runs from base 54 to 1109 and encodes 351 amino acids. The transcript has a single exon. The record is from RefSeq and is a predicted model, not a curated record. Lineage: Eukaryota; Metazoa; Chordata; Actinopteri; Perciformes; Anarhichadidae. Gene Ontology annotation, molecular function: protein-arginine N-methyltransferase activity; histone methyltransferase activity.